CCCCCCCCCUCUUCCGGCCUCUUAAUGUCUAGCAGCCCGCUCCACCCGCCCGCGAGCUCUCACACCCACCCACCGAUCUCGAUCUUUUCCUCCUCACCGGCCCGCCAGUUGCACCACACCAACUAUAUCGCGCAUGGCGCCGUCCAACUCUGAGCCAUGCAUGCAGCGGCCGCCUGCCGAAGAGUUGCAGUCGGAAACGGUUCGCGACGCCGCGUCGGAGGAACGGACGACCGUCCCUGCGGCAGGGACGUCCGAGUCCGACCCGACGAGGCCGGAGCCGGCAAAGGCGGAGAGGAAGAAAGACAGGGCAGCGGAAGACGCGGAAAGUGGCGUGGAGCUGGCGCGGCGGCCGCCGGUGGUGGAGGAGAGCGCGCGGGAGCGGCUGAAGCGGCACCGGACGGAGAUGGCAGGGCGCGUGCGGAUCCCGGACAUGUGGGGCCAGGAGAGGCUGCUCAAGGACUGGGUCGAUUGCGCCGUCUUCGACCACCCGCUCGCCGCUACCACCGGGCUGCUCACCGCCCGUGACGCGCUCAUCGCCGAGUGCGCCGCCGCGCGCCGACCCGCGCACGGCUCCACGGGGCGACCGCUCCGGGUGCAGAACGGCUGCUUGUGAUUGAACGGCUCGAGGAUCUCGUCCUUUUUGAGAGUGCUUUGUUUUUGCUUCUUCGAUCUCAAGUGACUACGUACGUACGUGCUCUCUCUAUUUGAAACUCUAUUGGUCGGAGUAUGAAUUUGAUCGAUGGUAGGUACCCCAUGAAGUAAUUAAUAUUGUUUACUCAUGCUUGACUAGUACUGGUUAAUGUAAUUAAAUUAGUUGCUCACCAUUUUGGUAUGUUCCAAUCUUGUUCGAAUCAAUACUGCAUCAGCUGGGUCAAUUGAAGAGCUGUUAUUUGACCCAUCCUAUUUCCAUUUUUCAUGUUCAUGUGUGAUUGCAAGUUUGCAACUAGUGGGUAAGCUAGACUUAUGUUUCUGUGA
Messenger RNA from Phragmites australis (common reed), 975 nucleotides. Its product is annotated as protein BIC1-like. Gene Ontology annotation, biological process: blue light signaling pathway. Lineage: Eukaryota; Viridiplantae; Streptophyta; Magnoliopsida; Poales; Poaceae. The transcript has a single exon. The coding region runs from base 134 to 613 and encodes 159 amino acids. The record is from RefSeq and is a predicted model, not a curated record.